AAUACACACAGUAUGCCAAUUUGAAAUGGGGGCAGAAUAGCAGAAGUGGCGGGCCGGUAGUUGGGUAACUAAGCUCGUAGAAGUAAAGUCUGUCAAAAUCAAGUGGUGGUACAGCCAGUAGUUCUCGUUGACCAGCAAAGAGCGCAAGCAAGGCUUCGAUAUUACCUCGAUUCGCACUAGAUUCGUAUCGUUUCGAUCUCCCUCAACGAUUUCACAGCUUACCAGUUUCCUCUUUCGAUUUGAGAAUCUUUUUUUUUCUCGUUCUGUUUCCUUGUCAACCUGCUCGCAACUUUCGAUUCAACGAUCGAUCUCGAUUUGUGUUCGUUAUAAACACGCGACUGCGUUCUUCUGACAGACAGAAUAGAGCAUGACGAGGAAACAAACGGUGAUCGUGAAACUUAAAAGAUGCAGUACCGGCAAACCUUGGGGAAUUCGUAUCGCCGGAGGCGCUGAUUUGGGUACGCCGAUCGUCAUCACCCGCUCGGAGAACGAAACGCUCCAGAGGGGUGACGUGAUCAAGAAAAUCGACGAUUACGAUGCACGAGAUGUCAGGCAUGUAGACGCCCAGAAUCUUCUUCAAAACUCUGAAUCAAUAAGGCUCGUGGUCGAAAGGUCUGAGCCAUCGAAUGCACCUCGUAUCGACAUUACCACGUCAUCUCCGAUUAUUGAGUCGAACACUGGCGACAGGGCUGCGGUCACUAGUCUAGCUAAACAACCGAAAGUACCGUCGGCAUUACCGAAGAGUCCCAUACCGCCGCCUUCGACCGACGAAUACAGUCGGCCAACAUCACCGGAAAGCCUUAACUUACCACACGAACAUCUCGAUGAGGUUCGCGAAGAGAGAGCCUAUUUGUCGCAGCCAUACCGCACAACUCCUUUGGUCUUGCCAGGUGCAAAGAUCAAAAAGGAUGCUCCGCUUGGAGAGUGCUACUUGCGCCAUCAUCCAAAUCCGAUGAUCAGGGCGGCACCGCAUCAUUACGAAUCAGCUCACCCCGAAGUUGCUAUGAAACAAAAGGUGGCAGAAACGGUACUUCAACGUGUCUUGGGACCGAAUGAAGUUCCAAAGGUUGUGCACAAGCAAUUUAACUCACCGAUUGGGCUCUAUUCAGAACAAAAUAUUGCCGACACUAUAAAGUGCCAAACAUCCGCUAUACCCCCGAAGAAACCAGUGAAGUACGACCCGAGUAAAAGCGAGGCUUACAAGGCUCUACAAGAGGAAGCUCUCGGUGAUACGGUGCAGGAAGUAAAACAACCAACUCGCACCGGUGUUUUCUCCCCACAAAAGGUUAACCAAAAUAGGGUAUACCACGCUCGACCAAAGAGUCCCGCCGGACCAUACGUAAAUAUCCUCGAUGACGACGGUGAAAAAAUCCACCAAAGUAACAGCUUCAAAAGGAUCAUGUAUAGUGUCUUGGGGCAAACUGAUUAUUAAUUUGUGAACUAAUGUUAUAAAUAUAUCUUAUUUAUUGUUCAUCGGAACAAAUGCUAAAGUAACAAUGAAAGCUAUUUCAGAAUUAAAUGUGAUAAAAAUAUUGUUAAAAUAACACGAAUCAUCGUUGAAAAAUAACUUAGAAACCUGUAUAAGAUAUUUAAAUUCU
Molecule: messenger RNA, 1598 nt
Organism: Eufriesea mexicana
Lineage: Eukaryota; Metazoa; Arthropoda; Insecta; Hymenoptera; Apidae
Gene: Zasp66
Product: PDZ_signaling and DUF4749 domain-containing protein Zasp66
Exons: 9
Coding region: 368-1432 (354 amino acids)
Biological process (GO): muscle structure development; actin cytoskeleton organization
Cellular component (GO): filamentous actin; Z disc; adherens junction
Molecular function (GO): actin binding; muscle alpha-actinin binding
Source: RefSeq, a predicted model, not a curated record